Haemonchus placei is the source of this 330-nucleotide messenger RNA. Lineage: Eukaryota; Metazoa; Nematoda; Chromadorea; Rhabditida; Trichostrongylidae. The record is from the annotation of a GenBank genome assembly.
AUGAGAUUAUUCAUCGACAUUUACGAGGUACUUUCAAGAAGCAGAUUUCAGUUGUACCAGAUAGCUCCGGAUCACAUUUUCUAUGUGGAGGACGACGAGAUAAAAGAUAUUCGAGAACUUAACAAGGCUCGACUCAUAAUUGCAAAGCAACUCGAAGAACAACGAUUGGCUAACGCGACGGUUGGGAACAGAACGUCGUUUUCAGUCAAAAUAUUGCAUUCGCUGUGGCGGAACUGUCCAUUUGUUUGGAGCGAAUUCUUUCUAUUCUCACUGUCAGGUGUUCUCCUUGGUAUUUUCUUGAAACGUUCAUGGAUCAGGUUGUCGCGGUGA